GUGAGCCCCCUCCUGCCCACCCCCGGACUAUUAACCCCAUCUGUAGCAAGGUGCCCCAUUGCAAUCGAGGCAUUUGGAGCGCUUGGCUGGUUGAGCUGCGAAUGCAAGAUGUCUACGCUCAAUCUAAAGAGGCUUAAUGAGACGGCUGCCCGGCGCUGAAGAGAAACCACUGAGGAGGAGCCCAUCAGUGGCUGUAAGACAACGCAUAACUGUCCCUAACGCAAAGCAGCUUCUUCCCUAAACCAAAAAGCAAAGCAAAGGGGCAGAUUCUUGAGCAGCUCAUCAAGGCUAAUGAGCUCUUUGCCUUUUAGAGGCAGCUCGGCACCAGCUGGGUGUCCCCUUCCUGCAGCCCUCCUGCAGGCUGCACGCACCGCAGCCCUAGCGAGAAAACCCGGGAUGGGGAGGAAAAAACAGUGGGUGUUCCCACAGGGCCCCCGCUGCCCACCCCAUGUGCAGCCCCGUGUGCCCCAGCCCCAGCAACCCAGCGCUCUGCCCCGACCGAGCGGUGCCCAGUGAUUCAUUGCCACAGCCAAAGCCCAGUGUUGACACGGAGAGGGGCGUUAUCGCUGAUAGCGCGGGGUGAGGGUGUACCUGUUGGUAUAAGAACCACCUCGCUGCGCAGCCCUGCACCGCCGCCAUGCACAGCCUUCUCCUCCUCCUCCUCCUCCUCCUCGCCGUGCUCUGCCUCGCCCCAUGCAACGGCUUGAAGAGGGUGACCCUGACGCGGCACCGCUCCCUGCGGAAGUCGCUGCGGGACCGCGGGCAGCUCUCCCAGUUCUGGAAGGCCCACAGGCUCGACAUGGUGCAGUACACCCAGGACUGCUCGCUCUUCGGGGAGGCCAACGAGCCCCUCAUCAACUACCUGGACAUGGAGUACUUCGGGCAGAUUUCCAUCGGGACCCCCCCCCAGAACUUCACGGUGAUAUUUGACACGGGCUCCUCCAACCUCUGGGUGCCGUCCAUCUACUGCAUCAGCAAAGCCUGCACUGAGCACGCCCGCUUCCAGCCAUCGCGCUCCAGCACCUACCAGUCCUUGGGCCUCCCCUUCUCCAUCCAAUACGGGACCGGCAGCCUCACGGGGGUCAUCGGCUCCGACCAACUCACCGUGGAAGGCAUGACCGUGCGCAGCCAGCCCUUCGCAGAGAGCGUCAGCGAGCCGGGAAAAGCCUUCCAGGAUUCAGAAUUCGAUGGGAUCCUGGGGCUGGCGUACCCCUCACUGGCCGUGGAUGGGGUCAUCCCUGUCUUUGACAACAUGAUGGCCCAAGACCUGGUGGAGCUGCCCAUCUUCUCCGUCUACAUGAGCGCGAACCCGGACUCCUCCCUGGGUGGAGAGGUGCUCUUCGGGGGCUUCGAUCCCUCCCACUUCCUAGGCAGCCUGCACUGGGUGCCGGUCACGCAGCAGGGCUACUGGCAGAUCCAGCUGGACAAUGUGCAGGUAGGGGGGACGGUGGCUUUCUGCGCCAACGGCUGCCAGGCCAUCGUAGACACGGGCACAUCGCUGCUCACCGGUCCCACCAAGGACAUCAAGGAGCUGCAGAGAUACAUCGGUGCCACACCUAUGGAUGGCGAGUACGUCGUGGACUGCAGCAACCUGAGCAUGAUGCCCAUCGUCACCUUCACCAUCAACGGGCUUCCCUACGAGCUCUCCGCCCAAGCCUACACCCUCAUGGAGCAAAGCGAUGGCAUGGAUAUCUGCCUCAGUGGCUUCCAGGGCAUGGACGUCGCCCCUCCUGCCGGACCCCUCUGGAUUUUGGGUGACGUUUUCAUCCGACAGUAUUAUUCUGUCUUUGACCGUGGAAAUAACAGGGUGGGCUUCGCGCCUGCUGCCCCUUAG
Molecule: messenger RNA, 1834 nt
Organism: Numida meleagris (helmeted guineafowl)
Lineage: Eukaryota; Metazoa; Chordata; Aves; Galliformes; Numididae
Gene: CTSE
Product: cathepsin E
Exons: 10
Coding region: 638-1834 (398 amino acids)
Biological process (GO): proteolysis
Cellular component (GO): endosome
Molecular function (GO): aspartic-type endopeptidase activity
Source: RefSeq, a predicted model, not a curated record